This is a messenger RNA of Bradysia coprophila, 1970 nucleotides long. RefSeq names its product integrator complex subunit 10 (gene IntS10). The record is from RefSeq and is a predicted model, not a curated record. Gene Ontology annotation, biological process: snRNA processing. Lineage: Eukaryota; Metazoa; Arthropoda; Insecta; Diptera; Sciaridae. Gene Ontology annotation, cellular component: integrator complex.
UAAAACUGUCAUAGGUUUGGCCUAAUGUCACACGAACAUUUUGUUUAUUAUUUUCAUCUUGACACUCGCAACCGGCAUUUCACAAUUAUUUGUCCAUCGUGCCUACGAUGGAUGCAGGAGAGAAUUAUUUGAUAUCAAAGGCGAAACUGUCGCAAUCUACAGAUCCGUUUGCUGCAAAAGCUUGGAUUUUAACAGCGAAAACUCUGUAUCCCAAUAACUUCGGAGUGCAGUUCGAAGCGUAUCUGAUCGAAAAGUCGGCAAACAAUUACGAAGAAGCAGCGAAAUGUCUCAGCUACAUAGUGAUGACAUUCCAAAACCAACCACCCGAAUUGUGGACAGAGGUGACUCAAUUAACUUCUGCAUUGCGAAUACUCGAAGGUGGCACCACGCCGGAACAGGAGUUUUAUGUAAAAAUGUUCCAGCACAUUUCGUACGAAGUGCAGCACAAAAUCCUUUUGCUAACAGUCAAUCAUUCCGACAAUAAUUUGGAUCAUUGCAAGUUAAUGCUGUUGUUGCUGAAACGGUUUCCGCAGACUAUACAAACACACUCGCCUCGUCUCCUCGAUACUAUCAUGCUGGGCAUCACCAACAAUCACAGUCAAUUCCGUGAAAUUCUGAUAGUGGAAGCCCUGCCACUGAUAAAUGCAAACCCGCCGGAACUGCCAAGUAGUUUGGUUAAUCGAAUAAUGGCCAUAUGCUUCGAGUACUACAUCAGUCAAAUGUUCAAAGAUACACCCGAUGCAACGUCCAUCAACGACUAUUGGACGAAAAUCUUUGAGGCAAUGGAACUGUGUGGACGGAUUCUGAAGUGGGAACCAUUCUUGCCGUACAAUCGAAAUGUGAGCAAGGACAUCUACUGGCAACGGCUAAUUCUUAUCGUAUCAUCGACGCCGCCCAGACCAUCGGAGAAUAAACAAAUCUUAUUUUGCGCGACCAUAUUGUUUGUCAUGGCGUUGCAGGAGUACAUGAAAAGUGUGAAGACGAAGGUGGAUGAUUUUGAGUUGGAAUAUGCGCUUGUCGAAGGAUUUAAAGUAGACAACGAUUCCAAGCGACGCAAAGCGGAUGCACUGCACGAACCUCCCAAAAUAACUGUUGUUUAUCCGUGCAACAAAGAAACGCCCAUCUGCUUCGUUACAGCUUCGCAAUGCUGGCAAUUAAUGCAUUCGAACGAGGUGCUGCAAGUAGAUUUCGGCCAAUUGCUGAUGAAUCUACCCAUGCAGGUGAAGUCUUGGCUGAACCGAUUUUUAGUCGAUCUGGCUGUGUAUUUGGGACGCGGCGAUGAAGCGCUCAACAUAUUGAAAGACACCAAGCUAUCGAAUUUGGAGAAAAAUUUACGUAAUUUGAGUCUGACCGUAUCUCAGCCAACGUUUAAUAUCCAAGCGUUUGAUUUUCUGAUGAAAAUUUUGGGCGAUAUGCCGAAAUACAGUGGACAGUGGGUGAAAAAUUUGUCAGUCAAUUGCCCGGGUCGGCAUUUGGUGGUGUUGCCGAUGAGUCGUCGGGCCAUCAUUCAGUAUUGUACGAAAAUAUUGGUGACUGCAAUGAAGCAAAAAGUUAUGACCGAUCCUACAUGUACCGAUUCAUUACUCGGUAAUUUACUGGUUUUACUGCAAUUAGAUUGGCCGGAGGAACAGCAACUGGCCGAAUACAUAUUCAACAUCAUCCAAACGAAGGGCCAUUUCAUUUAUCUACAGUUCACCAAUUACAUCAUUUGCGUCGACAUGAUCGAAGAGUUCAUGAGCAUGUGGUAUUCACAUGGCGGCGAAGUGCAUUUGGAAUUUUCGCCGACGCAGGCCAGUUUGCCAUCGAAACGCAUCGGAACGAGAGGCGCCGACAAAGGUGUUAAGGACGAUUUCAAACAGAUAAUCAAACAGCAAAUACUGAAGUGUAACGAUGACAUUGAAUCGCUGAUUCAGCAUUUUAUUACGCAGGAACAUAUGCGACUUGUGCAGAAUAUUUUUGAAAAAUAAAAA